GGAUGAGGGGGCGGGAUCACCGCUCUCAGCGCGCAAGAGGUACCGUUACAGGGCAGACUCUUUGUCCAAUCAACGCCUCCAGAUCUCGGAUCAGGUGACCACAGAGUGAAGGGGCGGAGCUACAACCUGGCGCGAGGAACCGUUAAGAUGGACAAAGAAUAUAGCCAAUGAGAUACUCUGACUAGGGCGUUGGGAACCCAAUAACAGUGGUUGGGCGGGCGCCUCCCCAGAGCGCGGGGAGAUGUAAAGACUGACAAACAGCUUUCCCAAUGAGACUGUAGAAGAGGCGAGCCAGCUGACCAAUGAAGACUGCGGGGCGGGAUCCUUUGCCGCGGCGGAGUCCAAGAUGGCGGCGUGCGGUUCCGCUGUGUGAAACCAGCGCGGGGCGGCGGGUUAGUCAGCUCCGCGGAGACGACCUCCGACGACCCGCAGCGAUGAAGGGAAAAGAGCGCUCCCCAGUCAAGCCCAAACGCUCCCGAGGCGGUGAGGACUCGACUUCCCGCGGGGAGCGCAGCAAGAAGUUAGGGGGCUCUGGCGGCAGCAAUGGGAGCAGCAGCGGAAAGACCGACAGCGGCGGCGGGUCUCGGCGCAGCCUUCAUCUGGAUAAGUCCAGCAGCCGAGGUGGCAGCCGCGAGUAUGACACUGGAGGGGGCAGCUCCAGUAGCCGCUUGCAUAGUUACAGCUCCCCGAGCACCAAAAAUUCUUCGGGCGGGGGCGAGUCGCGCAGCAGCUCCCGGGGUGGAGGCGGGGAGUCACGUUCCUCUGGGGCCGCCUCCUCAGCUCCUGACGGCGGGGAAUACAAGACCCUGAAGAUCAGCGAGCUGGGGUCCCAGCUGAGCGACGAGGCGGUCGAGGACGGACUGUUUCAUGAGUUUAAACGCUUCGGUGAUGUAAGUGUCAAAAUCAGUCACCUCUCGGGUUCUGGCAGCGGGGAUGAGCGCGUAGCCUUUGUGAACUUCCGGCGGUCAGAGGACGCGCGGGCGGCCAAGCAUGCCAGAGGCCGCCUGGUGCUCUAUGACCGGCCCCUGAAGAUAGAAGCUGUGUAUGUGAGCCGGCGCCGCAGCCGCUCCCCCUUGGACAAAGAUUCUUACCCCCCGUCAGCCAGCUUGGCCGGGGCUUCUGUCGGGGGUCACCGGCACCCCCCGGGAGGAGGUGGUGGAGGCCAGCGGUCCCUUUCCCCGGGGGGCGCAGCCUUGGGAUACAGAGACUACCGGUUGCAGCAAUUGGCGCUGGGCCGCCUGCCCCCUCCGCCUCCGCCGCCGCUGCCCCGCGAACUGGAAAGAGAGCGCGACUAUCCGUUUUAUGAGCGAGUGCGCCCGGCUUACAGUCUUGAGCCCAGGGUGGGAGCCGGGGCAGGUUCUGCUGCUUUCAGAGAAGUGGACGAGAUCUCACCCGAGGACGAUCAGCGAGCUAACCGGACGCUUUUCUUGGGCAACUUAGACAUCACUGUGACAGAGAGUGAUCUCAGAAGGGCUUUUGAUCGUUUUGGAGUUAUCACAGAAGUAGACAUCAAGAGGCCUUCCCGGGGCCAGACCAGUACCUAUGGCUUUCUUAAAUUUGAGAACCUAGACAUGUCUCACCGGGCCAAAUUAGCAAUGUCUGGAAAAAUUAUAAUUCGGAAUCCUAUCAAAAUUGGGUAUGGUAAAGCUACACCCACCACCCGCCUCUGGGUAGGAGGCCUGGGACCUUGGGUGCCUCUUGCUGCCCUGGCACGAGAGUUUGACCGAUUUGGCACCAUACGCACCAUAGACUACCGCAAAGGUGAUAGUUGGGCCUACAUCCAGUAUGAAAGCCUGGAUGCAGCUCAUGCUGCCUGGACCCACAUGCGGGGCUUCCCGCUUGGUGGGCCCGAUCGUCGCCUUAGAGUAGACUUUGCAGAUACAGAACAUCGUUACCAGCAGCAAUAUCUGCAGCCUCUGCCCUUAACUCAUUAUGAAUUGGUGACAGAUGCUUUUGGACAUCGGGCACCUGACCCUCUGAGGGGUGCUCGGGAUAGGACACCACCCUUACUUUAUAGAGACCGUGAUAGGGACCUUUAUUCUGACUCUGAUUGGGUACCACCCCCACCGCCAGUCCGGGAACGCAGCACUCGGACUGCAGCUACUGCUGUGCCUGCUUAUGAGCCACUGGAUAGUCUGGAUCGUAGGCGGGAUGGCUGGUCCUUGGACAGGGAUAGAGGUGAUCGAGAUCUGCCUAGUAGCAGAGACCAGCCUCGAAAGCGGAGGCUCCCUGAGGACAGUGGGGGACGACAUCUGGAUAGGUCCCCAGAGAGUGAACGCCCACGAAAACGUCACUGUCCUCCUUCUCCUGACCGCAGUCCAGAACUGAGCAGCAGCCGGGAUCGCUACAACAGUGACAAUGACCGUUCUUCCCGUCUUCUCUUGGAAAGGCCCUCUCCCAUCAGAGACAGACGAGGUAGUUUGGAGAAGAGCCAGGGUGAUAAGCGAGAUCGUAAAAACUCUGCAUCAGCUGAACGGGAUAGAAAGCACCGGACAGCAGCCCCCACUGAGGGAAAAAGCCCUCUGAAAAAAGAAGACCGGUCUGAUGGGAGUGCACCCAGCACCAGCACUGCGUCGUCGAAGCUGAAGUCUCCUUCCCAGAAACAGGAUAGUGGGACAGCGCCCGCCGCAGCAGCCUCUCCGAAACUCUGUCUGGCCUGGCAGGGCAUGCUUCUAUUGAAGAACAGCAAUUUUCCUUCCAACAUGCAUCUGUUGCAGGGUGACCUCCAAGUGGCUAGCAGUCUUCUUGUGGAGGGCUCAACUGGAGGCAAAGUGGCCCAGCUCAAAAUCACUCAGCGUCUUCGUUUGGACCAGCCCAAGUUGGAUGAAGUAACUCGCCGCAUCAAAGUGGCAGGGCCCAAUGGUUAUGCCAUUCUUCUGGCUGUGCCUGGAAGUUCUGACAGCCGGUCCUCCUCUUCCUCAGCUACGUCAGACACUGCCACCUCUACUCAGAGGCCACUUAGGAACCUUGUGUCCUAUUUAAAGCAAAAGCAGGCAGCUGGGGUGAUCAGCCUCCCUGUGGGGGGCAACAAAGACAAGGAAAACACCGGGGUCCUUCAUGCCUUCCCACCCUGUGAGUUCUCCCAGCAGUUCCUGGAUUCCCCUGCCAAGGCACUGGCCAAAUCUGAAGAAGAUUACCUGGUCAUGAUCAUUGUCCGUGGUGUCUAAAUGCAUGUGAGCAUGAGAGCCUCAUCACUGCUGUGUCAUCUAUUUUGAUUUUCACUAUGCUUUUACAAAUUUUUUAAGUUUGGAGGUUUUUGUUUUUAAACUGGAAAAAUUAGCCAUUUUGAGAGAAGGAAGAUGAACACAACGGUUCUUGGUGUGCCUGUAGGGGAAAAUACCUGAGAUCCUACAGUUAAGACUUUCAGUGCUUUUUGCUUUUAAAAAGCUGUGACUGGCAUGUCACUCGAGAGUAGACACCUGCUGAGAAACUAAUGCAGGUGUGCAUACAUGGGGUCAGAGUACAAUUUGUGACGAGAUACAUUUUUCCAGUUUAAAUAAUCUCACUAACCAUUAACUUUUGAAUAUCUAUUGGUAAGAUGGCUGGACAAAUGAUUUUGCUCUUUUAGAGUGAAGUCCAUGACUCCUAAUUUUUACUGUAAUACAAAAUAUGUGUGGUUUUCUCUUUUUUGUUUUCUUUUUAAGUUGAUUGAUGUGACAGCUUACUGUGGUUUUUGCUCCAUGUUUGUUUGAAUCUUUAUCUGACAUCAAGGCUUUUGUUAGAUCUUGGCAAUUUGUGCUUCAAUGUUUUUUGAAACAAUGGCUUGGUACAUUUCUAAAUGUAUGUAUUAUAAAUAACUAAUUAUGUUUAGUUUGGUGCUUACCUACCAAGUGCCAUCGUUAGAUGAAUCUCUUAUUUGUGUUGCCUAUUCAUAAUAUGUGUGAGCUAUCUACUCAAACCUUCAGAAUGGAAUGAAAGCAAAAGUCCAAAACUAUCUGAUUCUAAUUCUCAUUGGCCAGAAUUUCAUAAUCCCUACAUUGGAUGUUCUAUGUGACAACCGAUUUUACUUUUUAGAAAAAUACUCGCUUACUUGAUUUUUCUGAAACUCAGUUCAAAUGAAUGGAAAGAAAUCUUUUCAAUAUGUAUACCAUUUAAUGACUUAUUAAGUGUUACUGGUAAAAAACUUCAAACUAAUUAAGACUUUAGAACUCAACUUCAGAGUUGAUGGAAAAUUAGGCAAUUGUUCAGCCCCUACCCGAAUUUUUUUUUUAUAUUUGUUGGUCGUAAUUGGGAUUCCUAUGAAGAAUUUUCCACACAAAAUUAAAUACCUGGUGUAAGAUGUAUACUGUAACUGAACUGAGAGUAGAUAGAGUUUUCCCUGUAAGGAUUACAUCUUAAAAUUGCUUUGGUGACAUUUUGAAGGUAAUACACUCUGGCCCUUAUUGGCUCAAUUAGAUCAUUUGAGGAAUAGUACAAGUAAGGUGUGUUUUCAUUGCUUCCAGAGUCAAACACUGUUUAGGUUUAUUUAAAAACUUUUAUGAGCAAGUUUUCACUGAUGAUGCUUUUUAAAAAAAAAAAAAAAUUAAAUUCACGUUAGUUAGACAUGACUUGCUCAUUAUGCAAGUACGGUUUGAACUAUAGUUUUUGGGUCCAUAUAGGAACCAUUCACCAAAAACUCUGGUAACAGAAUUAGGAAAUCCUCUUGAGAAGAGGGCCUUAUUGCUGCCUAUAUGGAAAAAAAUUUUCUGGAGAGAAUUUCUGGAUUUUUUUUUUUUUUCUUUCUCUGUCUCUGCCACAGUGUUUGGCUUUGAGAUAGGAGUUAAGUAUACAAACAAGAACAAAAGUGUGGAGCUGACUCUGUUAACAUUCUGGUUAUAGUGAUGUCCCUAAAGGGAGAAAUUUAUUUCAGUAACCACAGUGAACUGUUAAGCAUAAUGAAGAAUUUUAUAUGUAUGAUUUAAACAGAGUUGAUAAGUAAAAGUCCUAAAGUGUUCUUUGGCUGUUUAGCGAUUGUAUGAGUGUUUCUUAAAAGAAAGUAACAGCUGCUGUCUUUGGUAACACAGAUGAAGGUGGAUUUUUAAAUGGCUUUAUAUCUUGAGCCCUUUCUACAAAUAACGGAGUAUUGUGUUGCUCCAUUUAAAUUACAGAAUGAAAUAGAGGAGAUAAAAGUUUGAACUCCACCUUUACAGUUUCAAAUCAAGUUUUUAAGUUAUAAUUCAAUAUAUUGAUUAUAAACUUGCUUUUUCUGAAAUUUCUUGACAUGGCUUACUCAGUUACAUGAGUAUAAAGGAUAGUUUCAGUCCUUUAAUCCUAAAUUAAUUGCAGUCUUUUAGGAAAAAGCCCACCCUAUUAUACUUGUUAUUUGUCUGUUCAUAAAAGGUUUGUGCCAGUGGGUAUUAUUGGUGCUUUAUGAAGUCACGGUGGACUGUCCAGGAAGGUCUUGUUAAUGUUUAUGUUCAUCUAUAAUGGCAUAGGGGAAAUAUAUAUAUUUUUAAUAUUGUAAACAUUUGUACUGAAUAACCUUUUUUUCCCCCCCUGCAAGCAAAACUGGUGAACAGCAGAUGAAGAUACGGAAUUCAAAGCUCUAAUGGACCUUUUUGAAGAGAAGUUGUGGCUUAUGUGGAGUUUACAUGGGCCUCUUGAUGGAAGAAAAAGCUAAUCUGUUUAGUAUUUGUGCAUUUUACUAAAAUGGCAGCUUAAAGUUGUGUAUCUGCUAUUGUGAUGCCAAUGCCGGUGUUUUAAGUGGAAAAAAAAUGACCUCUUUGCUUUGUGCUGUGUACACAAGAUUUCUGGAAAAGUAAAGAAAAAACCCUUUUUAUGGCUCACACAGCUUAAAAGUAGCUGUCACUCAAACGUGCGCUCACAGUUGAGCUGCUUUUGUUUUAUUCUAAAUAAAUUGUUUCUUUUGAGGAAAA
Talpa occidentalis (Iberian mole) is the source of this 5855-nucleotide messenger RNA. RefSeq names its product RNA binding motif protein 15 (gene RBM15). The record is from RefSeq and is a predicted model, not a curated record. Gene Ontology annotation, biological process: regulation of alternative mRNA splicing, via spliceosome. The transcript has 2 exons. Gene Ontology annotation, cellular component: nucleus. Gene Ontology annotation, molecular function: mRNA binding. Lineage: Eukaryota; Metazoa; Chordata; Mammalia; Eulipotyphla; Talpidae. The coding region runs from base 303 to 3167 and encodes 954 amino acids.